Penicillium verrucosum is the source of this 1050-nucleotide messenger RNA. RefSeq names its product FAD-dependent oxidoreductase. Lineage: Eukaryota; Fungi; Ascomycota; Eurotiomycetes; Eurotiales; Aspergillaceae. The transcript is spliced from 3 exons. The record is from RefSeq and is a predicted model, not a curated record. Gene Ontology annotation, molecular function: D-amino-acid oxidase activity; FAD binding. Bases 1 to 1050 code for a protein of 349 amino acids.
AUGUCGAAAAUAACAAUCUUGGGGGCCGGAAUUACCGGUAUGGGAAUUGCAAGUCAAUUGCCCAAGAACACCGAGAUUACAAUCCUAGGUGACUUUUUGCCUGGCGAUGCAAUGGACCAGCGUUAUGUCAGUCAGUGGGCAGGCGCCAUCUGGUUAGGCGUUCACGAUUCUACUCCGUGGGAGCAGGAGAUGCAGUUGAACUCCUUUUCCGAGCUCUGGCGAAUUGCAGAGCGACACCCUGAAUCUGGCAUUCGCCAGAUUGAAAUGACCGAGAUAAUGGAUAUUGGAGAUCCAGCAGAAGUAUGGUAUCAAGGGAAAGUUCCUGGCUUCCGCUUCCUGCCUCCUUCGGAACUCCCUAAAGGUGCUAAAUUUGGCAUGGUGUUCCAGACUCUAGUCAUUACACCUCCUACGUUCCUUCCUUGGUUCCGACAGCACUUGGAGAAGCAGGGCGUGAAGUUCCAGCGUACCUAUGUCAAAUCCUUGCGGGAUUUGAGAGGAAUGGGACACGACGUUCUGAUCAACGCCACUGGGUUCGGUGCUAUGAAGCUGCUUGAUGUUGAGGAGAAGCGCAUCACACCCGUGCGACAGCAGAAUAUCAGACUCCGCAAGGAUGGUUACAACCGGUGUUAUAUCCGCCGUGGCCCAGACGGAUACUAUUCCACGGCGUUCGCACGUGGAGAUGGAACGAUCUAUAUGGGCGGUGUUAAAACCCUCGGUGACGUCGAUUUCACUUCCUAUGAAGAUCAACGCAAGAAGAUUAUGCAACGUCAGCACGAUAAUCAGCCAGAUGUAUUCCCUUCACCUAACCCCCUCGACUACGACUUUAUUACGGACCAUGUGGGAGUGUUUCCCGUUAUUGAACAUCAAAACGGUGGCGUUCGGGUGGAGAAGCAAGUCCUUCAUGGGCAGAAGGUUAUACAUGCGUAUGGACAGGAAGCUGGUGGCUUUACAUUCAGCUUUGGACUUGGCCAGCAGGUGUCGAAAUACGUACAGGAAUAUUUGACCGAGCUCCCGAAGCCUGCAGAAACGCCUAUUCCUAGUAAGUUAUGA